AUGCUCACCGACGUCGACCUGUCGCUGGAGUCCACGGCGUCGCCGGCUCUUGAGGACGCGAGGAACGUCGGCGACAAGGGGGAGGAGGACGUGCCGGACCCGGCAGCACCGACCUGCCUCCCGAUUCCGGAGCUGCAGCUCCUCCGGCUGCGGCGGUGGAAGCGCCGCUGCCGCGAGAGCAACGAGGCCACGCUCCGCAACAUCGUGCGCCGCCCGCUGGAGUUCCCGGCCGCCGCGGCGACCACGCGCACGCACGGGGUCGGGGACUCCGCCGCGGCGCGCGACCUGAUCGCGCGGCUCCUGGACAAGGACCCGCGCACCCGGCUCGGGUCGAAGCGCGGCGCCGCCGACGUGAAGGCGCACGGCUUCUUCAAGGGUCUAAACUUCGCGCUGCUGCGGUCGGCGCCGCCGCCCGUGGUGCCGCCCCCCGCCGCCCUGCACCGGUGCGACAAGGCCGCCGACGUGCAGCAGCUGUUCGAUCACUUCUGA
Miscanthus lutarioriparius is the source of this 489-nucleotide messenger RNA. The record is from the annotation of a GenBank genome assembly. Lineage: Eukaryota; Viridiplantae; Streptophyta; Magnoliopsida; Poales; Poaceae.